AUCACCCACUAUGUUAUACAUAAACUCCCCCGACCAAAAAACACAUCUCCUCUCUCUCUCCUCCUUCUCUCCCUCUCUGUCUCUCUCUCUCUAUCUCUCUUCAUCUAACUCAUAAGCUCUGAGCAGUUCCAGCCAAGUUGCAGCGCUCUUCUUUCUUCAGUGAGGAGUAGGCCGAAAUGGCGCAGAUUUUGGCACCCACUUCACAAUGGCAGAUGAAAGUUACAAAGAGCUCAGCAACUGCCAGUCCUAUGACAGCAAAGAUGUGGGGUUCUCUUGUGUUGAAACAGAACAAGAAAGGACCAACUCGGAGCUCUACUAAAUUUAGAGUGCUCGCCACCAAGUCCGAAGGUUAUACCAUAAACAGGCUAGAGGGUUUACUAAACCUCGACCUCACUCCAUUCACUGACAAGAUUAUUGCCGAGUACAUUUGGAUUGGAGGGUCAGGGAUUGAUGUCCGUAGCAAGUCAAGGACAAUUUCAAAGCCUGUUGAAGAUCCUUCUGAGCUUCCCAAGUGGAAUUAUGACGGAUCAAGUACCGGACAAGCACCCGGUGAAGACAGUGAAGUAAUCUUAUACCCCCAGGCGAUAUUUAAGGACCCUUUCCGUGGUGGCAACAAUAUUCUGGUAAUUUGCGAUGCAUACACACCGCAAGGCGAGCCUAUCCCAACAAACAAGCGCGCCAGGGCUGCUGAGAUUUUCAAGAACAAGAAGGUUAUAGACGAAGUACCAUGGUAUGGGAUUGAGCAGGAGUACACAUUACUCCAAACCGAUGUGAAAUGGCCUUUGGGUUGGCCAGUUGGAGGUUAUCCUGGUCCUCAGGGUCCCUACUACUGUGGUGCUGGUGCUGACAAGUCAUUCGGCCGUGACAUAUCAGAUGCUCACUACAAGGCUUGCCUAUAUGCCGGAAUUAACAUCAGUGGCACCAAUGGGGAGGUUAUGCCUGGCCAGUGGGAGUAUCAAGUUGGUCCGAGUGUGGGAAUUGAAGCGGGAGAUCAUAUCUGGGCUUCACGAUACAUUCUUGAGAGAAUCACUGAACAAGCUGGUGUUGUUCUCACACUUGAUCCAAAACCGAUAGAGGGUGACUGGAACGGUGCAGGAUGCCACACCAAUUACAGUACAAAGAGCAUGAGGGAAGACGGAGGCUUUGAAGUUAUUAAGAAGGCAAUUUUGAAUCUGUCACUUCGCCACGGUGAGCACAUUAGUGCCUACGGAGAAGGAAAUGAGAGAAGGUUGACAGGAAAGCAUGAAACAGCCAGCAUUAACACAUUUUCUUGGGGAGUGGCUAAUCGUGGUUGCUCAAUCCGUGUUGGUCGUGAAACUGAGAAGCAAGGAAAAGGUUAUCUGGAGGAUCGUCGUCCAGCUUCAAACAUGGACCCAUACAUUGUGACCUCACUGCUGGCAGAGACUACAUUGUUGUGGGAGCCAACCCUUGAGGCUGAAGCUCUUGCAGCUCAAAAGCUUGCAUUGAACGUCUGAAACCAAUUCGUCGAAGAUAAUCCACUGGGGCUUCAAAUGCUGUCAAUUGGGACAAAACAGCCAAAUGUGGAAAGCAUUUUCCCUCACCUUUUAAAUUCUUUUGAGAAGAUCCUUUGUAAAUAAAGGUUCCAUUGUCAGUGAUUGUUCAUCUCAUGCUCAACUGUCAACUUUGUAGACUAUUUUCUUGUAUCGAAGAAAUUAAUCGUGUAGAUCAGAGCGCCUUAAUUGAAUCAUUUGACAGUUUAUUGGAUAA
Molecule: messenger RNA, 1728 nt
Organism: Pyrus x bretschneideri (Chinese white pear)
Lineage: Eukaryota; Viridiplantae; Streptophyta; Magnoliopsida; Rosales; Rosaceae
Product: glutamine synthetase leaf isozyme, chloroplastic
Exons: 14
Coding region: 177-1475 (432 amino acids)
Cellular component (GO): cytoplasm
Molecular function (GO): glutamine synthetase activity
Source: RefSeq, a predicted model, not a curated record